Messenger RNA from Carcharodon carcharias (great white shark), 892 nucleotides. RefSeq names its product prefoldin subunit 6 (gene pfdn6). Lineage: Eukaryota; Metazoa; Chordata; Chondrichthyes; Lamniformes; Lamnidae. Gene Ontology annotation, cellular component: prefoldin complex; cytoplasm. The transcript has 4 exons. The record is from RefSeq and is a predicted model, not a curated record. Gene Ontology annotation, biological process: protein folding; chaperone-mediated protein complex assembly. The coding region runs from base 68 to 448 and encodes 126 amino acids. Gene Ontology annotation, molecular function: protein-folding chaperone binding.
GACAGGCGCGUUGACGUCGCCACGUUCAAGGUCAGAGGUUUACGGAUCACCACGUGACUGGCGCAAGAUGGCGGAGGUUCUUCAGCGGAAACUUCAGUCGGAGGUGGAGAAAUAUCAGGGAGUUCAGAAAGAUCUGACCAAAUGUCUUUCUGCAAGACAAAAACUGGAGGCUCAGGUGACUGAAAACACAAUUGUUAAGGAGGAGUUGGACCUCUUAGAAUCAACGAACAGCGUUUUCAAGCUCAUUGGUCCAGUUCUGGUUAAGCAGGACCUGGAGGAAGCCAAGUCAACAGUCGCUAAACGAUUGGAAUAUAUCAAUGGAGAAAUAAAGCGAUAUGAAGGACAGAUGAAGGAACUGGAAAAGAAAUCGGAACAGCAGAGAGAAACGCUUGCUAAGCUGCAGCAGGAUUUCCAGAAAGUUCAGGGGAAAACCCCGAUCAAAGUGUGAGACCCCCCCCCGCCAAAAACCCUGCACCCCCCACCCACCUUCACACGCCCACCGCCCCAAGUCCUGCCUUUCCCUUAACCGUGGUCACCCCAGCAACCCAAACUCUUUGCUGGCAAAUGAUUAACCCCUGGUUUUGAGGAGAUUGCCUUGUGCAGAAUCUGUCGAGCCCCUCAUUUGAGAGAAGUUAUUCAACAAUUUGAUGCAUCACGUUCCGAGUCUUAAGUGAGUUGUCACUCCCAGGGCCGGCCGUGGUUUUGUUUAUAAAACUUAUUUAAGUCUCUUUUAGCUCGGGAAGUGUCACUGUCUAUUUUAUUGAGCUUGGUUCCCUCGCUGUGAGCUGCUCUGUGCCUGUCAGGCACUUGGCACUCACACCAGGAGUAUGACGUUGAAUCUGCAACAGGAUUUAUCCUCUCAAAGUGAAAUAAAGAGGCCAAGUAAUUAUCA